Molecule: messenger RNA, 2034 nt
Organism: Triticum aestivum (bread wheat)
Lineage: Eukaryota; Viridiplantae; Streptophyta; Magnoliopsida; Poales; Poaceae
Product: rab GTPase-activating protein 22
Exons: 10
Coding region: 282-1640 (452 amino acids)
Biological process (GO): activation of GTPase activity
Molecular function (GO): GTPase activator activity
Source: RefSeq, a predicted model, not a curated record
GGAAGGAAGGAAAGGGUCAACAAGUCAAAGGCAAGGCAAGGGAAGGGAAGGGAAGGGAAGCCAGCGCAUCUCCCUCCACCAGCCGCCACCGGCAUCUCCACCGGCACCGGCACCGGGCAGGCGGACAGAUCCAUUCAUUCAUUCCCCUUCCCCUCGACCGGAAUCGGAAUUGGAUCAAAGAGAAGAAGCAAGAUCCAAGUGCUCUGCUCUGCUCUGCUGCCGGCCGGCCAAGAUCCAACCUUGUACCAGGAGAGCGUCGUCGGAAGGGAAGGGAAGGGAGGAUGCUGCGGCGGCACAAGGGAAGGGAAUCGGCGUCGUCGUCGGAUUCCACCUUCUACCAGCUGCGCCCCGACUGCGCCCACAACGUCCCCGACACCAAGUUCAAGAUCAAGAUUGGCAAGACGCUGAGCGUACGCAAAUGGCACGCCGCCUUCACGCACCACGGAUCCCUCCACAUCGCCUCUGUUCUAAACCGGAUUCAGAGCGGGGGUGUGCACCCCGCAAUCAGGGGAGAGGUCUGGGAGUUCCUGCUCGGCUGCUUCGAUCCCGAGAGCACAUUCGAUGACCGCGACCACAUCAGGCAAGCAAGAAGGAUACAGUAUGCUAGAUGGAAGGAACAAUGCAAACACAUGGAUCCUCACGUCGGCAGCGGCAAAAUCAUCACCGCCCCCAUCAUAACUGAGGAUGGCGUGCCUAUCAAGGACCCUUUGGUUUUACUUGAAGCCGCCACUCCAGACCAGCAAGCUAGUUCGAUCACCACCAAGAAUGGAGAUGACGCCGACCACCGCCUGACGGAUAAACAGACUAUCGAAUGGAAGCUUACGCUGCACCAAAUCGGUCUUGAUGUUCUUCGCACUGACCGCUCCAUGGUCUUCUACGAGAAGAAAGAAAAUCUAUCCAAGUUAUGGGAUAUUCUAGCUGUCUACGCGUGGAUCGACAAAGAAGUUGGGUAUUGCCAAGGAAUGAGUGAUUUAUGCUCACCGAUGAUAGUGCUACUCAAUGAUGAAGCAGACGCGUUUUGGUGCUUUGAGAGACUCAUGCGUAGACUGCGGGGGAAUUUCAGAUGCACACAGCAAUCCGUUGGGGUUGAGAACCAGCUUCAGCACCUUGCCUCUAUCAUUCAGGUGCUGGACCCAAAGUUACAUGACCACCUCGAAACACUUGGCGGAGGCGACUAUCUCUUUGCGUUCCGCAUGUUCAUGGUAUUGUUUCGCCGUGAACUGUCAUUUGGGGACUCCUUGUACCUUUGGGAGAUGAUGUGGGCUCUAGAAUAUGACCCUGACAUGUUCUCCACAUAUGAAGAGAGCGGGCCUGCAACUGACAGAAGUGCUCAAGGAUAUAAACCAAGAGUAAAAUCAACCCGUCAGUUUGGCAAGUACGAGAGGGCGAAUAUGAAGAGUGCUACUAACGGUGUUGAUGGGCCUGUCCCUAUUUCUGUUUUCCUGGUUGCUAGUGUAUUGAAAGAGAACAGUCAGAAGCUGUUGCAAGAAGCCCGGGGAUUAGAUGACAUUAUUAGGAUAUUGAACAAUGUUAAUGGGAACUUGGAUGCAAAGAAGGCUUGCGCUGGUGCACUGAAGCUUCACGCCAAGUACCUUAGAAAGGUAACGAGCUCCUUUCACAGAAACCUUAGAAAACCUUAGAAAGGUGAUUGAAUUGUUGUUGUUGUUGUUGUGUUAGCAGAUGCAGGGAAAGAAAGCCUAACAUAGCACAGACACCGACACUUCCCCUGGACACGGACACGGUCUCACAAUUGUACCACCUGGACACGGACUCAAAAUUGUAUGUAAAUUUGGAUGCAGAGCUUUGUUGUUUGGAAACGUUGAAGUUUCAGAUAUGCGCCAGCCAACCAACCAACCAACCAACCGGUAAAAUGUGCAUAAGCAAGUCAAGUGUAUUUUUCUUGGUUUUCCAAGUGUAAGAAAGAUUCUUUAUUUUUGCUCAAAAGAAGAGUUCAUUUUAAUGUGUAAUUAAUUAUGUCAUUGUUAUCAAAGGAAAAAAGGGAAAGGGGUAAUUAAAGGAAAACAUAUGUUUUUA